AUGAAUUUUGAAUUUGAGAGGGAGAUCGGUUUCAUAAACAGCCAGCCGUCCCUAGCAGAGUGCCUGACGUCCUUCCCCGCCGUCCUGGAGUCAUUUCAAACUUCAUCAAUCAAGGAGUCGACAGUAAUUCCGCCUCCCUUUGAGCACACCAUCCCCAGCUUCAGCCCCUGCACAGCCAGCCAGCCGAGACCAGCUGCGAGAAGCCAGCAGAACCGGAGAGCCUCCGCCACUAAUGGCCUCCAGACGCAUCACGGAGCCGCCCAGCAGCCAUACACGACCGGCCAGGCCCCCGCCCCGGCCACGGUCACCCCGACCGGCCCGAUUGCCCACGAGUUCCCCUGGAUGAAGGAGAAGAAAUCAUACAAGAAGUGCCCCAAGCCAGGGAGCAACUCCAGCGGUACCGGAUCCAUCAUCCCCCCCGCCUCAUCCUCCCCGUCGUCAACUGCCUCUGGGUACGCUUCGGCGGGCAUCGAGUCACCCACAGACCCGAGUCAGGCGGGCCUAGACGCUGGAGGAGCAGGCUCCCGCCGGCUGCGCACCGCCUACACCAACACGCAGCUGCUGGAGCUGGAGAAAGAGUUCCACUUCAACAAGUACCUGUGCCGGCCCAGGAGAGUAGAGAUUGCCGCCCUGUUGGAUCUAACCGAACGGCAGGUGAAAGUUUGGUUCCAAAACCGGCGGAUGAAACAUAAGCGGCAAAACACGCACGGGAGCGGAGGAAGCCAUGAAUCCAGCGACACGGGAGGCUUUGAGCCGCUCGAAGGCGCUGACGCCUCCUCCCCGUAUUCAAGCCAGCCGCUGGAAGCAUCUGGCACAGGGGAGACUGCCUUGGAGGGAGAGCCGGGAGGCGGCAAUCCAUCUUCGGCCGCCUACGCUAAUGACAGCGGGGACAAUGCACAGCCCACACCAGAGGAGGGAGACCGUUUGAGUAUCCCCGAGCGGCCACCGCUGUUUACGGCAUCGGGGUGCCCUGACUCUGCGACGGCUCGUCACUCUCCGCCGGCGUUGGCGGUCACCAACUCUGCUGACAACCCGGGCCUGAUGCAGCUGAGCGAAUCCGUGCCUGGAUUAACAGCAGCUCCCGAGCAGCAGGACUCCUCAAUUACACCCACAGCUUCAUCUGCUCCUUCUGCCGUAUCUUCAUCGUCCCUACCCGACCUCACCUUCUUCGCCGGGGACCCCUGCCUGUCACCCAGUCUGCAGAGCACCCUGGACAGCCCUGUGGAUUUCUCAGAAGAGGACUUCGAUCUGUUCACAAGCACACUGUGCACCAUAGACCUGCAGCACCUCAACUUCUGA
Molecule: messenger RNA, 1299 nt
Organism: Pelmatolapia mariae (spotted tilapia)
Lineage: Eukaryota; Metazoa; Chordata; Actinopteri; Cichliformes; Cichlidae
Gene: hoxb2a
Product: homeobox B2a
Exons: 2
Coding region: 1-1299 (432 amino acids)
Biological process (GO): regulation of transcription by RNA polymerase II
Cellular component (GO): nucleus
Molecular function (GO): DNA-binding transcription factor activity, RNA polymerase II-specific; RNA polymerase II cis-regulatory region sequence-specific DNA binding
Source: RefSeq, a predicted model, not a curated record